This is a messenger RNA of Lagopus muta (rock ptarmigan), 4009 nucleotides long. It is a transcript of the gene ARMC10, whose product is annotated as armadillo repeat containing 10. NCBI's taxonomy places the organism in Eukaryota, Metazoa, Chordata, Aves, Galliformes, Phasianidae. The record is from RefSeq and is a predicted model, not a curated record. The transcript is spliced from 6 exons. Gene Ontology annotation, cellular component: mitochondrion. Bases 263 to 1216 code for a protein of 317 amino acids.
CCCCGUGAAAAACCGAAGGCAGCGAUUAGCCCUCGGGGUGUGUCCGUGCUGGGAGGGGGAGCGCGGUGCCUCCCGCUUUGAUCAGCGCUUACGCGUGUCCCUGGGACACGCACUGUACCCAGCGCUGUGCUUUGUUAAGACAGCGGUAUUUUCACAUUGUUGUUGUAAGAACAAGCCGAAGCAGAGUCGAGCCGCGGCCGAACCGGGCGGACUCGCCAUCCGAGCCGGGCACGCAGCUCUCAGCGCAGUGGGGCGGCGCCGGAUGCGGCAUCGGCUUCCGCAGACGGGGAAGAUGGGCGAGCGGCGUAUCGUGAGAGCAGCCGUGCUGGGGCUCGUGCUCGGCGCCGGCGCCUGUUACUGCUACCGCCUCUGGAGGCGGGCGGCGGACCGAGGGCGGCGGCGGGGAGCGCCUUGCGUUCCGCCCUCAGUGAUGGAAGAAAUUCCUCCAUCACCCCACAGCAUGGACGCAGACGCUCUACAGAAGCUUAUUCAUUUGCUCAAGGCCACAGAUGAUCCAUUAAUUCAGGAGCAAGCUUUAAUCACUCUUAGUAACAGUGCUGCCUUCUCUGUAAAUCAAGAUAUAAUUCGAAAUUUGGAUGGCCUUUCUGUAAUUGGAGGGAUGCUCUUGGAUUGUGUUCCCACAGUUAAAGAAAAAGCACUAAAUGCACUUAAUAAUUUGAGUAUGAAUAUUAAAAAUCAGGAAGAGAUACAGGUAUAUAUUAUGCAAGUUUGUAAGAACAUUGAAUCAGCUCCUCUGAACUCUGAUCUGCAGCUAGCUGGACUCCGAUUGUUGACAAACAUGUCUGUUACCAACGACUAUCAUUAUAAGAUGAUAAACAAGAUUCCAUGCUUUCUUCAUUUGCUUUCAGAAGGAUCUGAAAGGACACAGAUACAAGUUUUGAAAGUCCUUGUGAACUUGUCUGCAAACCCAGCUACAACAAGACAUUUUCUCAAAGCUCAAGUGCCAUCACUGUUGUUACUCUUUGACAACUGCAUGAACACAGAUAUUCUGCUCAGAGCCCUGGUAUUUGCAGCAAAUUUGAAAAAGAACAUGAACAGUGAAGACAGCAUCAUGAUAGAGGAUGAAUACAGUGAAGACUCUGUUUUCUCUAUACUCUGCAGGGAUUCUACUGCAUUUGCUCAGAAGCUGGCAUCUUUACUGCAUCACCCUGACACAGAUGUGAAAGAGCAAGUUGUGAGACUACUAACACAGUAGUAAUUUACUAGUGACUGACAAAUAUCUUAAGAUUAGAUAUUAAAAAAAUGCUGAAUAUUGCUAUUGUACUUGGCAAUCAAUCACGAGAGACUCUAUGUUAAACACACUGCGGAGUAUAACAGAUUUCUUGUAAAAAGCAAGAUAAGAAACAGGUUACUUAGCACUGAGAAACCACUAUACAACUGGUAUAUGUAAACAGGGAGGCACACUUUAAAGCAUGAAAGCUUUUACAUGUACAAUGAACAUUUUAAAUUCAUGAAUAAGGUCUAUCUAGAUAUUCUUAAGGUUAGAGUUUUUGUGCCUUAGAUAUUUACAGCUGUUGAAUAAGCAUCUCUAUAAUGAUGCAUUAAAGAUUCAGCAAUCAGAGCUUAGCUGUUUCCAUUUUAUUACUGAUACCUGUUAAACAGCAGCUAUUUAGUUUUUUUCAGUUUUAGUUGAAAAACAGUGCCAAACUAUCACUGUCUUCCUGCAGAAACAGUAUUUUCAAUGAAAAGUGCAUAUUAAAAUUAUGUAGUCAUAUGUUUAGUACAUCUAUUCCAUUUAGUUGAAGUACAGUGCAGUCAGACACAACAUGAAACAUUUCUAUACUUUAGCAAAAUCAAAGGAUUUUUAUCUCCCUUAGAGGACUGAUAGCUUUAAAUGAAAGCAUACAUGCUUUUCAAAUUACAUUACCACAACUCUGUAUUAUCUUUGUUAAAAGAAGCCAGGAAGAGCAAUAUCAUUCACAUUUUUACAAAAGCUUCUGUUCUGUAGCAGCCCUCCAGCCUGUGUGGACAGGCUUUAUGAGAGCUCAUGGGAGAGUUCUGUUCCUGGAACGUUAUCAGAACAAGUGCUUCUGUUGAGUUAGCCCCCAUAUAUUUUCACUCACCUCUGCAGCAUUAAUUCAAAGUUAAAUGGAACAUCAAAACAUUGCAAAGGAACCUGGAGGAAGUUUCAUUGAUGAGCAAAGAACAUGUAGUAGAAAAUACUGUAUACCAAAACAAGACUACUAAAACUUCCAGAAUGCCACAUUAUGAAGACACCGUGUAUUAUUAUUAUUAUUUUUUUUUUUUUAAAGAGAAAUGCAUUACCUAAACUGUGACCAGAUGCUUCAUCUUUAAGUUAAUACACACACUCAACUGUUAAUAAAAUACUACCUUUUUCUUUCUGUAUGUUCUCUAGAUAUCUUACUUAUUUUCAGUAGACAACAUUUUCCAAAUAGAUAAUGAUGCAAGAGAAGUAUGACCUGGAAAAUACAACUUAUCUGUGCCUUGAUCAAUGAACAGGUAAAGCCAAUUAAUCUCUACAAGUAGUUUUAAUUCAACAGGAAUACCAUUAAGGCAGAAGUACACAUUAACAUGAAUCCCAAAUAGAACUCUGUCCAUCACUGCACUUAUAGUGAACUUUUCUUUCUCCCUCCCACUGGUCCAAACCCAGUCCAUCUUACAAUACACAAAUUAUAUUAUAAUCACUUAGCGUUUUGCCAGUUUUUGAUAGAAAAAAAAUAUAUAUAUAUUGCUCUUUUGUAUUUAGCAAAGAUAAAGCCUAGGCCAGACACUGAAGAGUCACUUAUUCCACCUUCUUUGUCUUCUAAGACAAGAAGAUAUCAGUCUAUUCUUGAUAUAUCAUCUGAUUUUAUCAACAUUUCCUUUCUUAAUCUCAGCAGUGGGGAUGCCUUGAUGUUCCUCUCUACCUACUCCAACCUAAAAAUCAGUUUCUGUCAACUGCCAAAGGACAUGAAUGAAUUGAAAUGACCAUUGUCCUCUUUAUCUAAAGCACAAGGAAGCAUAUUGCAUUCUUGCUUCAGUCUUCUGGUCCAUACCUGUUUUAAAAUCUUUUCUGCACAGAACAAUGCUGCUGAGGUGUUUUGAAAUAAUGCAAGACUGUCCAAUGUGUCUUUAUGAAAGGGUCUUAAUUUUUUUUUUUCUUUAAUCUCCUGCCCCACACCUGGUGGAAUCUUAUCAGCACCAAGCAGAACAGCUGUCACUAUUGUACAUAAAAAUACUGUACAUCUAAACACAAAAGUACAUCUAAAUAAAUACAGUAAGUACAUCUAAACCAAAAACAUAUGACAUUGCUGACCUUUAAGGCACCGAUCCUUGUAUCUUGCUGCUUAUCUACAUAUAAUAGCUACUCCUUCAGUUUCAUUUUUUCCUUCCUAAAAUACAGAACUUUACACAAUGCAGUCUAAUAGUUUCGAAAUGAAAAGAAAAAAGAGUUUUAAUAAUGUCCUUCAAAGAUAUCCAGCAACUUGGUCUCCUCCAAAAUAUUACACAUAAUAGAUACUACACAUCCAAGUCAUUACUGAAGCUACUGUGUAAAUAAGAGGCCCAACACAGACUUGGUCUGAAACAUCCUUGUGGAAAUCAACACUGAACUACUAGCAGUAGUUUUAAACCAGUUUUGAACACAUUCUGGUUAUUAGAUUCAUAGCAAAAAUACCUUUUCAAAUAAAGAAAUCUUGAUGUUUGUUAAAUACAAAUUACACUACAGGAAUAUAAGAUAGUUUUGCUUACAGAUAGUUUAAUUACCUACUCCAGAAGCCUUCCUCAGCAUUAAUUUGUCUCCUUGUGCUGUUCUUUGCUGGCAUUAAGUUCUUUAAGAUUUCUAGCAUGUCCUAGUGUUGGCUCCUAAAAGGUAACUGUUGCAAACCGAAGCUCACUUGCAGCGUGACAUCUCCUUGAGUGGUUUUAAUUAGUUGGCAGAAGUCAAUGCCUUAAAAUCACAGGGAAUUUAUUGUUUUCAUUGAUCUUGGUGAAGUAUAAGCAUAAAAUGCAACACACAAAAGUAAAAAAAAAAAAAAAAAAUAAUAAU